Molecule: messenger RNA, 1949 nt
Organism: Aspergillus alliaceus
Lineage: Eukaryota; Fungi; Ascomycota; Eurotiomycetes; Eurotiales; Aspergillaceae
Product: transferase
Exons: 1
Coding region: 122-1633 (503 amino acids)
Source: RefSeq, a predicted model, not a curated record
CUCGGCUAAUAGCAUCAUUCGCUGACACCCACAGAAACAGUACUACCUCUUGUCAGCAACAUGGGGCCGGGUUUCAAAUUUUGUUUCUUCCAUAUGUUGCUCGAUAUCUACUCUCUACUCCAUGGUUAGAGGGUCCACUGCUGCUCCAAAUUCACAUACGUUUCAAGGCGACAGAAUCUCUGCGAUGCCAAAGCAGGAGUUAUUUCCCCUACAUCCGUCUGGCUGGGAGAAUGAUCCCGACGAGGAAAGGUUCAAAGUCUCUACCCUCGACUAUCUGGCUGCUUGCACUUAUAACAACUAUGCGUUAUUCUUCAAACUGGACGAUACCGAAAAGGGCAAGGCAGUUGAUGUUCUCAAAGCAGGCCUUGAGCGUACGCUUAGCCAAGCACGACAUCUUUGCGGAUCAAUCGAGAAGGAUCCAACUGGCGGUCAUUCGUUCGUGAAGAAAAAGGAUAGUACAGUCCAAUUUUUCGUUCAAUGGCUUGACUCUCCAGGGGAGGAAUACCCGUCCCUGGAAACCAUACAACAGUCCCACUUUAGUGCUACCACACUGGGCGACCUCAAUCUUUGGAGCGUCGCUCCGAUGACAUAUGGCGAGAAGCCAGAAGCCCACCCCAAUAACAGUCCAGUAGUCGCCGCUUAUAAGGCAAAUUUUGUCCGUGGAGGGCUGGUCUUUAUAAUGCAUCAUCACCACUACGCUAACGACGUUAUGGGCUGGGCCGGCCUCACCCACCAGCUUGCAGAAAACUGCUACGCCGUUGUUAACCAAACUGAUUUUCCUGUUUGGGACCUAGCUUGCCUUGAUCGCUCGCGUCUUACUAAAAGCGAAGUGCCGGAUGAAGCAAAAGUAAACGGCCCGGUUUCGCCAGAGCGUCAUCCGGACCAUACUGUAGCCCUGUCACUUCUCUUCCAUCUAUCAAAGAGCAAGGCCACUGAGCUUAAGAAGCUGGCAACACCCACUGAUGGCUCAUGGAUUUCAACCUAUGACGCCUUUUCAGCUUUUAUCUGGCGUACUCUUUCCCGGCUGCGCGCUCCCGUAUUCAAGCCGGACAUGUCGUCCCACUUAUUCUGGAGUGAGGCAGUUGACAUGCGCCGCCGUAUGGACAACCCCAAAGUUCCACCACGUAUCCAGGGCAACGUGAUGUCCGCGGUCCUAUCCCCUAUGGCACCGGUGCUGCAGCCAACACUAGCCGAGGUCAUCUCCGAGUGGCCUUUGUCCAAGUUGGCAUCGUACAUCCGGCAACUGACUAACAGCGUCACCGAAGAAAGUCUUGACAAAUGGCUUGAUAUAGUGGCAACUAUCCGUGACAAGACUUCUAUGAAUAUCCGUAUCAAUUCAUACCCGCCCAUGUCAAUACUUCAGACCGAUCACCGCGAUGCAAACGUCACCACAGCCGACUUUGGUUUCGCGACACCUAUCACAUACCGCCACCUCCUGGACUGCAUAAGUGAGGGUGUUAUUAUUAUCUACCCGCCGCGCACUGCAGAUCCCGACUCAGAUGAGGGCUGCGAGUUCGCUAUUUCGUACGAGAAGAGGUUAGCACAAGGAUUGAUUGAUGACCCUAAGUGGAAUGAAUUUUUCGAAUACAGAGGUGUAGAUGCAGAGGAUGCAGCUCACUCGUCUGUGCUCUAGAACUAUAGCUAUCUAGGUUGAGUUCGCAAUGUUAGCUUCGGGUUCUUUUGGCGUACAUUGUUGUGGGAGAAAAGUCGCGCUUAGAAACCCCGCAUUUUCUGAUCGAGGUUUCUUGAUUGCACACGAGCGGUAACCUAGGGUUUGACCUCGCAUUCUAUAACGGUGAUGCCCGCGAUGGAUAACGUAAACGACAAGAAGAGUUUGGCGACAAAUUGCAUGAUUAAAAGGGGCAGUAUAAAAAACUUGUUUCGCUUUGACUAACACGAUAUCCUAUCUACGUAAUUGGAUCAAUAUUUUCUGAUGCGCCAGGUAUCAU